AGAGGGUCGAAGUGACUCGGAGACUCUACUUGGUGAUGAUGAUGACCACAGGCAGAUCUCCGCGCCGAAUAGACGAAUUCAACCCACUUCCAGUGGUCAUUUAACAACUCGUCAUCAGCUUUUGAGAGGAACGGUUCUGCGAGGAUAGUGGGGAGGAAAGGCGAUAGGAUGCCUGCAUUUUAGGAGGGUAGGUACAGCUAAAAACGAUUGACAGCAAGAGAUCUUUUGAUUGCUUACUGCCGCUUUGUUUCUCGCCCUCCCUCCCUCUCCAAAGUAGUUGCAUCCUUCGCGCGCGCGGCAAUAAUAUCAUCAAGAGUACCGUGCAGUAACAUAUUGCAACCGUUGGUCUUCUUGCACAUAUUUGGCAUCAAUUUCCCCCCUGCCAUGUUGAUGCUGUGUGAAGGGUGAAGUAAUGGAGGUGGUGUUUGAGGUGUGCAACAACAACAAGUACAAGAUCGAGAUCGGCUUCUUUGACACGGUGCAUGAGAUGAAGGAGAGGGUGGAGAGAAAGCAUGGCUUCCCCAUCGCCCGCCAGACUCUCGUCUACAAUGGCAAGGUGCUAAAAGACGAGCACGACGCGGAACACUACGAGAUCUACGAGGGCUGCCUCAUCCGUGUGCUCCUGGAGCCUGAGAGGCGGAAAGUGCAGGUCGUGGUGAAGAGGCCCACCCGGCAGUACCCUCUGGAGGUCGAUGUCUCCGACACCGUGGGCCUUUUGAAGGAGAAGAUUCUGGAGUACGAGGGAGUCCAGCCCGGCCGGCUGUUGGCGUCGCACUCAGGCGUGGAAAUGGAGGACAACCGGUGCCUCGGCGAGUAUGGCGUGUCGGACGAGUCCGAGAUCAGCGUGGUGUUGAAGCCCACAAAGAUGAUGAGGGUGUUGGUCGAGACGUCAAAGGGAGGAGUGAAGAUUCCGGUGGACGUCAAUUCGUCGAGCACGGUUCACGACCUGAAGAUGAAGCUGGAAGAGAAGGGCAUCGCACCCAACGACCAUUUCUUCGUUUACAACCACGACGUCAUGUACGACAACCGAACGCUGCGUUGGCAUAGGGUUCAGGAUGGAGACACUCUCUCCGUUUUCAAGGGCAGUCGGCAGCCGUUUCUCAUGAGGUGGUGGUGCUUUCGCUCGGGCGGGAGGGGCCGGAGAAGAGCCACGCGCUUCUUCCUCAUGAUUAAUCUCUCCAACAGGACAAUCACUUUAGAGGUGAAAAGCUCGGAUUGUACAAUCAUAGUAGAUGUGAAGGCCAAGAUCCAGGAGAAGACGGAUGAUCAGGUCAUUCCUCAGCACGAGCAGCGGCUGAGUUUCGCCGGUAAGCAGCUGGAGGACGGGCACACCCCCGCCCCCUACGACGUUCAGGAGAAGUCCACCCUCCAAUGUCUGGAGCUCCCACGGAGCGGUGGUAGCACGCCGGUCAUCGUGAGCGACCCUGAUGGCAAGACCAUCGCCUGGUGGGUGGAACGGCCGGAGACGGUUGAGAGAGUGAACGUCAAGAUCAACGCCGAAACUGGAGUUGCACCACGAGAUCAAAAUCUCGCCGUCAAUGGCACACACCUCCGAUAUGGUCACGCCCUCGAUGAUUGUAACGUCCAAAAGGAAGCCAUGACCCUUCGUCUUGUUCUUCGCUUCAAUGGUGGUCUGCAAUCGUACAUCAACUUAAUUUGCUCGAUCCAUAUUCGAUGGGGAUAUUGA
Molecule: messenger RNA, 1687 nt
Organism: Nymphaea colorata (pocket water lily)
Lineage: Eukaryota; Viridiplantae; Streptophyta; Magnoliopsida; Nymphaeales; Nymphaeaceae
Product: polyubiquitin-like
Exons: 2
Coding region: 413-1687 (424 amino acids)
Biological process (GO): protein ubiquitination; modification-dependent protein catabolic process
Cellular component (GO): nucleus; cytoplasm
Molecular function (GO): protein tag activity; ubiquitin protein ligase binding
Source: RefSeq, a predicted model, not a curated record